Molecule: messenger RNA, 4987 nt
Organism: Branchiostoma floridae (Florida lancelet)
Lineage: Eukaryota; Metazoa; Chordata; Leptocardii; Amphioxiformes; Branchiostomatidae
Exons: 12
Coding region: 683-4009 (1108 amino acids)
Biological process (GO): intraciliary transport involved in cilium assembly; microtubule anchoring at centrosome; cilium assembly
Cellular component (GO): centrosome; ciliary basal body; centriole
Source: RefSeq, a predicted model, not a curated record
GGGGAUUUGCAUAUAUCCCAUGAUGCACUUUACUUUCGAUCGCGUUCGAUUUUCCGCGCGAACGCCGGCAAACCCGGAACUGCAAAGCCCAAGAUGUAGGGCAUGGGCAUCUUCAAGAUGUUGGCCAUGUUGGACAGCAGCCAAGAGAAUUAGGUGGGUAAUUUUCGUCAUUUUUUAGAGUUCGGGAAUUGUAGUUUUCCAUGAAAAGUGUUGAUGUGUGUGAUACCCGAGGAACAUGUUUAAUUUUGAGGUAAAUGCCGAUAGACUUCUCAUGCGUAAAUCCCGUUGUCGCAUGUUGGAGAUUUGCAUAUAGUGCUAUCAAAUCUUCCGCAUUGGUUAAUCAAAUAGUGGUGCUUUUUUAAAAAAAGUGUAGUUUACGUAUGGUAGAUUGAUUGUGUGUCUAAAAAAACGAAAAGCACCAAAAAGCACUCAUAGGAAGAUCACGAAAACAGCCGCGCAGGAUCGCAUGGUUGGUCGUGUUUACAUACGCCUGACAGUCGCGCGGAGGCCCUUUAAACUCAUUAACAUAUGCAAAUAAGCCGGUAAAGAAAAGAUGGCGGACACGUAAACAAACACGAACGCGCCGUAGUUUUACCUUCCUAAAGCAAUUUAGAAAGUUUGGAAAGAUUGUUACAGUAUGGGGACUUAGCAGACAUUCAGGGAAAACCUAUUCAAACGGAAAAUGUUGUUGGUUGGACUGGAAACUCGCUUAAAAUGCGGAGUCAUGAUGUCUACUCCAUCAACGCCCCAAAAGAGGCCACAUGUUGGCGGGAGUGGUCACACCCCGUCUGGGAAGAGGAGGCAGCACAAACAUGGAAAGAAAGAUGGAGGAGCUCGCCGACCUCUCUCUUUCCUAAGUCCUAAGAUAACACGAUCUUUGGGGCACAUGCUCACCCCAAAGAUUCAACUGGCCAAGUCCCCUCGGCCUGUGAAACACCAUCAGUGGACUGAUAAGGAGGACAAGGCAUUGAUCCAGUUUUUGGAUCUAAGCCACCUUGAUCAGGAUGAAAAUGUCACUGACACAGCAUCCUGGCCAAUGAGGCACGCUAACAGUCCCUUUUGGACAGAGGCUGCAACAUCAAUCAAGACGGCAACCAGGAGCAGUGAACUUCUUUCAGCAAACACAGUGAGGAACAGGUGCAGGAAGUGGAGGACGAAAUUCGACGAAUCCCUUGAAGCUGCUGUGAAGUCUUUUGGUCUUGAGACGAAUUCAAUCAGCCGUGCAAAGAAAACCAAAGAAACAGUCAGCAGGGGAUGCCAGACAAAGAAGUUGACUGUGGACCAGCAAACACAAACUGAACAUAGCUGCCAGGAUGAUGUCACAACAGUACUGUCUUCUUGCAAGGCCCUGACCCAAUCAGAAUUUGAUUCUUUCAUGCUUAUGCUGCUUCCUCAAAUCGUUCAAUCAUCUUCAGUUCUAUCCUUUGGUGAUAAACUGUUCUCAGUUGUAGCUACAGCAAAGAAUAUUUCCACAUACCCAACCGACUUCUUUUCAAAGUCCAUCAAUGCCAUGUCCACCCUACAAGAACACAACAAGCCCAACAUCCUGUACAAGUUUGCCCACAUCUUGAGCACCAACAGGCCUGGCACCUCCACCCCUCUGCUCCAAAUUGACAGGAUGCCAUUUGGAUUACUACAAUACCAGAUGGAGUUCUUCAGUGCCACCAAUGUACAUCAGGUCAGCAUUUCUCCAGACUAUGCCAGCUGGUUGGAGAGCAUGUGUGCUGAGUUUCCAACCAGGUUCUUGAGGCUGUUUCGGGGGCCAGGGUGGAGUGGCCUGGAAAGCACUGACUUGGACCCAUUGAAGGCACAUAUUAAUGUCGCCGCCCCCUCCCUGGACACCAUGUACAGACUGGCACAGAAUGAGAAGUUUGAUGGCAACUCCAGUAUCCAUAUCGCUGCACUGGAAUCCUUUGCCAAGAUGAAGCCAGGAGCACGUGUCUGGUUUAAGGCUGAUGCUUGUGAUUUGAAGGUUGCUCUGCAGACAUCUACAAAGGGCAAAUGGGCUGGAGACGUUGAUCUUGGGGAUGGAAGCCUGGAGAAGCUAAGGGCUGACAACGACAGACGCAUGGUCCUUGUCAGGGAAGCUGGGAAGUCCUGCGUGCCACGCAAUCUAGAGGCCUGUCUCCUCAGUCUCCUUCAGGAUCUUGGAGAAGACAUUGAUCUGCUGAAAGGUGGCCUUGAGGCAGCAAACAAGAGGUAUAAGAAGAAAUUCGAGCAGGCUAACUCAUCUACAGAUGUGCUGAAAAACCUGGCAUGGGACAGGGUAGAGUACAAUACCCUUCUGGAGCAGGCCAAAGCCUUCUAUGAAAGGUAUGAAAGGCUGCUGGCAGCUCUUGGAACUGCUUCCCCUCAACCUGGCCGUGUGGCCCAAUGUCUGGUGGAACUGAGAGAAGACAACAAAACCUACUUGCACAAUCUCUUCAAGAAGAAGAGAGUGGCUGCUGAUCAUGCAUUGGUCGUUAUGGUGUCUGACGAAAGACGAAAUCAGAAGCCCUAUGCUGUGCCAAUCCUGCUCAUUCCAUAUCACAGUAUCCGGGAUCAGUUCCUCCAGCAGUUCCUGGACAAGUGCCAUGAGGAGGCCAAGAAGCUGGGACUGAUACCUGUUGGUGAUGUUACGGAUGGAGAGUUCAACUCCCUAAGGACGCUUGGGAACAAGCGCCCUAUUCAUCUCUAUGAAAUCAUUCGUGGGGUGAAAGACAGUGUCAGGAGGAUGGCUUCUGACACUGUGCUGAAGUCACUCCGGAAAGUUGGAGAGGAUGACAAUGGCAUGCCAUUGACAGAGAUGAGGGAGAAGGCUAUCCCACCAGAAGUGAUUGAAGAAUACCACAAACUCACAACAGUGGAGCAGAUGAGAGAGGAGGAUGCUGUAGUAAGACUGCGUGGACAACUCGUGCCCCCAGAUUGUGGCCCCUCAACCUUCCGUGCCAACUCGCCUGAGUGCAUGGCUGACAUGCUGCGAUCAAUAAUGGCCACAUACAGAUACCGUCUCAGAAUAGAGGAACUUCGAACUGAGGGGGUUGAUUUCACACACCACAUGUAUGUCCCAGAGAAAGACGGCCUCAACUACCUUCACAGAAGAGAAGAUCAUUGCCAUCUCCUCAAGAGAAUUGCUGGUCACCUCAGAAAAGAGCCUCCCCGGUGGUUUAACCACCAUGCUCUCGAAGAAGCGCUCCAUCCGCAAGAUGGUGAGCCCAAGCCAGGGCUAACAGAGGCAGCCCUGUUUGGUUUCCGAAAGCAGUCUGUCACCGAUGCAGAGAUCUUGCUGUCCUACAACAUGGUCAGGUUUCUCCGACACAGAGGGUAUCACCGGGAAGCAUGCUAUAUCGAAGUUGUUGCUGGAUGGCAUGAAGCAGCUGAUGGCCGAGGGCUUUCAGAGGAAGAAAGGAAGGAGAAGAACACAGCCAUGAUGGACAUGAUCCUUGAUGAGCUGAUGCCAUAUCACCGUUCCCCCCCAUGGCGCCGUUACCCUCCAGACUUCUCAACUCUUGACAUCAACAGGUUCGGUCGAGGAGUACUUGGGUGGAGCCGAGAAACCCUCAUCGCGGUCACAACAAAUAUCGAGUCAAUGGAGCUGCGGAGAAGUGAGAGUGCGACAAUUGGCUAUGAAGAGCAUCCAAGAGCGAGCACGACAGACGAUGUAGAGUGUUUCUUUGCUGGACUUCACCGACACAUGGGAAACACCUUUACCCUCAAGGAGUUGCAUGCUCGAUGGCCUACAGAAGUCAGGGAAUUCUCAAAGAGAAUUGACCCAGACCUGCCUUUCUACUACUGGACAAUCAGUGAGAGGUUCAGGGAAGCAGAAGACACUUACCCAUCCUUCAAUGAUGACCCUGAGGAUGGUCGUCUGCGCCUCCACCGACUGCGCACUUGUAGAAGGGAAGACGCUUCGAUUUUCACAACUGCAAGGGGUGUCCUGCCGGUCAGGAACAGGGGGACCAUCAGGCAGAUAAUGCACAGACCAGAAGUGCCACUGCCUGAGGUCCCAAGUAGCUUGCCACCUGUUUAGAAGAUUACUUUUAAACUGUUAUAUCCACAUCCAGGGUUGGACAAGUCCAAAAGUUUUAUUGUCCUAGCCAAGUGAAAGUGCUGAUUGGGCAAGCUCAUGUCCUACCCCACUUGCCCGAUUUUUUGAUGAGUGAGAUUUUGAUAUAAAUGUACUUUUUAGUCAUGGUACCAAGCAUUGUUUGUUUUUUUACAGAAGAAAGUGCCUAUAGCCACUUGUUUCCACCUGUCACCACUGUUGUAUAUAUCUAAGUCUUUUAUUUUAUGUAUGCUUACUUUUUAUUCUGUAUAUGUAUACUUGUAAAAGAUGCUAUUUUGUUGUAAGUGAGGAAAGAAGAGAACUCGGGUAUAGACAUUGUUGCAAGUGUUAUACAGGUAUUGACCUUAUAUGACAAUCAGUUUUUGAUCUUGAGACCACAGGUAUAUAUAGACAUUGUCGCAAGUGUUAUACGGGUUUUUGCCUAGUUAUAUGCUUUGAAGUAUCCUUCUGUCAAACUAGUUAUUGUAUAUAUGAGGCAAGCACUGCGGAUCUUGUUUUCUUCAGAACCUUUAAUUUAAUUGCUAAAUGUAUACUUAAAAGAUGCUAUUUUGUUGCAAGUCAAGAAAGAAGAGAACUCAGGUAUAUACAUUGUUGCAAGUGUUAUACUAGUUAUUGUAACUAGUUAUUGUAACUGUCAAACUAGUUAUUGAACAUAUGAGGCAUGCUCUUCAGAUUUUGUUUUCUUCAGAACCUUAAGUUUAAUUACUCAAUGAUACUCAUAAAAGAUGUUAUUUUGUUGCAAGUCAGGAAAGAGGAGAACACAUGUAUAGACAUAGUCAUAAGUGUUAUACAGGUUCUGACCUUAUAAGAUAUCAGUUUUUGCCUUGUGUCAAACUAGUUUUUUGUACAUAUGAGGCAUGAUCUUCAGAUCCUGUGUUCUUCAGAAACUUUGGUUUUAUUACUCAAUGUAUACUCAUAAAAGAUGCUAUUUUGUUGCAAGUC